Pocillopora meandrina is the source of this 482-nucleotide messenger RNA. Lineage: Eukaryota; Metazoa; Cnidaria; Anthozoa; Scleractinia; Pocilloporidae. The record is from the annotation of a GenBank genome assembly.
ACCCACCCCAAAAAUUUUCUCGACUGGAGAAGCAAUUUUACCAAGAUAUAUCAGAUUACUAACGACGACGAAUUCAGGCAAUUUUUAUUUAAAAUAUUACACAAGAUAAUCAUUAUCAUAAAAGAACUCAAGAAAUUUGAUAUUGCAACCAACGACCAUUGCAAUUUCUGCUCCAGGGCAGAUUCCACAACGAACACAUUUCUAGAGUCUGAUGUCUCUAUUUCAACAUAUUCAAGUAACAUAAAGGAGUUUAACGAUAUACACAAAUUGAAUGUGAGUCCUCAGGACAGAAGUUCUUAUUCAAUUGGACUAAUGAAAUAGCUUCGUUGACCUCCAUCCAAAAGCACAGACUGGAUCUUCUCUUGCUUCUUAUGGAACAAUAUGCUUAUUCGUGUAAGGUUUUUUCUGAGAACCCCAAUAUUUUUGAACUUCAAACCAAACUCUAUACGCAAUGGAAAAUUGAACAUUGUUCAUUGACUUGA